UUCAGUUCAGCUUUGUUUCAUCUGAGAGGAAACCAAAGAGCAGAGAGGACUGAGAGUGUGAAGCCACACAGUUUAUUUAUUCUCUGACCUCAGAUCAUCGAGCAGCAGCAUGGAGGAAACAUCUCUACUGAGGCUGAUCUCUCUGAUCUCUCUGCUGAGCCGCAGCUCAGCUGGUCUGACUGUGAGUCCCAGCAGAUCUCAGUUCUUCAGAGGAGAAUCAGUGACUCUGAUCUGUGAGGAUGAAAUCAGAUCUGAUGGAUGGACUGUGAGGAGAAACACAACCAGAGGAACCAGGACUGAGUGUGGAGAUAAAUGGGGAGAAGCUGAUGGUUCUACCUGUAACAUCACCUUGUUCCCAUAUGAUACUGGUUUAUACUGGUGUGAGUCCAUGUCUGGAUCCUCCAGCAGCAGCAGCAGCAUCCAGCUCUCUGUCUCUGGUGGAUCAGUGAUCCUGCAGAGUCCUGUCCUCCCUGUGAUGGAGGGAGAUGACGUCACUCUGAGCUGCAGAGCAAAGAAUCCAACCCACAACCUCCCAGCUGCUUUCUUUAAAAAUGGCGUCUUCAUCGGCAACGAGUCAUCAGGUCACAUGACCCUCCUCCAUGUUUCCAGCUCUGAUGACGGCCUCUAUAAAUGUAAUGUCAAAGGUCAUGGAGAGUCUCCAUCCAGCAGGAUCUCUGUCAAAGGUCAGAGAAAAACCUUCAACUUUAGCUCCGCCCACUUCUCCACCUCCUGCCUCCCUCCUGGUCCGGCUGGUCUGCCACCUGCUGGUCUUCUGUCCGUACUGCAUCUCCACUUUCCUCAUGGUGUCUUUAUAUGGACACAGGGUCAAAGGUAAAACAAUGACACAUUCACUGACCUGAAGUCAGAAUUUAUCUUUAUUUUUCAACUUCCUCUGACUGCAGGAAGUGACUCUUCAGUCUCCAUGGUGAUGACCCCACCCAGCCAGGCUGAACAGGGAUUGGACAAUGAUUAUGAUGAUGUCACCACAGAGCAUCACUUGUGAAAUGAACAGAUUUUAUCAUAGAUGCUCUAUGAGCAGCUGUUCCUCUCUCUGUGACCCAAAUUAAUCUGACCGCUCCCAGUUGUCCACAGAAUUUAAGAGUCUCUGUUAAUUCUUGUUGUUUUAUUGAAGCUAC
Messenger RNA from Xiphophorus hellerii (green swordtail), 1136 nucleotides. Its product is annotated as high affinity immunoglobulin gamma Fc receptor I-like. The transcript is spliced from 4 exons. Gene Ontology annotation, molecular function: transmembrane signaling receptor activity. The coding region runs from base 110 to 835 and encodes 241 amino acids. Gene Ontology annotation, cellular component: external side of plasma membrane. Gene Ontology annotation, biological process: cell surface receptor signaling pathway; immune response. The record is from RefSeq and is a predicted model, not a curated record. NCBI's taxonomy places the organism in Eukaryota, Metazoa, Chordata, Actinopteri, Cyprinodontiformes, Poeciliidae.